AUGGGUAAAGAGAAGAAGAAAGACAGUAAAAAAGGAGAUAAAUCUUUGCCUCCGCCUGCACGUGAUCCUUCUUUUGAUGUGGCGAGUUCCCUCCAGAAUGUUCUGCCAGCUGCAAAUCAAGUGGACGAACAGUUGGCAGCCCAUCUGGUUUCUAAGGAAGAAGUAAAAGAAACAGAGGCACCUCCAGCCACAGAACCUCGUGUGUAUGGAGAGCCUGUUCUCAUGAAACUCGUUGUUGAAAGCUAUGAAGGAGAAAAGGUCCAUGGUUUAUAUGACGGAGAAGGAACAGCACAUUUUCAAGGAGGCAAUGUAUACAGGGGCAUGUUUUAUGAUGGCAUGAUGCACGGCCGAGGAACGUACACCUGGGCCGACGGAGUGCAGUACGAGGGAAACUUUGUCAAGAACCUGCAGAUGGAUCAUGGCAGUUACACUUGGCCUGACGGCAGCGUCUAUGAAGGCGAAGUGAAGAACGGGAUCAGGCACGGCUUUGGCGUUUACAAGUGUGGCACCCAUCCUGUUUCGUAUGUCGGCCAGUGGGUGGAAGGCAAAAGGCACGGCAAGGGCAGGAUUUACUACAACAGGGAAGGUUCCUGCUGGUAUGAAGGCGACUUUGUGAACAACGUAAAAAAUGGAUGGGGAAUAAGACGUUAUAAAUCUGGAAAUAUGUAUGAAGGCCAGUGGGAGAGAGACAUGCGGCACGGAGAAGGGCGGAUGAGAUGGCUGACCACUAAUCAGGAAUAUACUGGGAAGUGGGUUAACGGCAUACAGCACGGCUACGGUACUCACACCUGGUAUCUGAAGAGAAUACCUGGGUCGCAGUAUCCCCUAAGGAACGAAUACGUGGGAGACUUUGUCUACGGGGAUCGCCACGGAAGGGGGAAGUUCUUCUUUGCCAAUGGAGCGUCGUAUGAAGGGGAGUGGGUUUAUAAUAAAAAGCAUGGCAUGGGUAAACUUGUAUUCAAGAAUGGACGUGUGUACAAAGGUGAAUUCAUAGAUGACCGCAUAGCAGAAUAUCCAUCUUUUCAAGUUGAUGUCAUGAAUAUGCAAGAUCUAAGCGGCAUUCACACGAAGAGCCUUUUUGGCAAUGAGAGCAUCAAAGUUGUUGACGGCACAGAAGGCUCAUCUGUUUUGGGACCAAACAUUGAAAUAGAUAUAGCAACUUUGUUGGUUUUACUUCCAGAAAAAGACAAGGAAGAAGAAAUCAAACAGAUAGAGUUUGCCGUGCUGAGACAUAUCUCAGAACUGAAGAGAAUUUACACCUUUUACAGCAGCUUAGGAUUCGACCAUUCUGUUGACAACGCUUUCCUGUUGACAAAGCUUCAGUUCUGGAGGUUCUUAAAAGACUGCAGAUUCCACCAUUGCAACCUUACGCUUGCCGAUAUGGAUAGGAUCCUGAACGAUAAAUCAUCACCUGAAGAGAUUCAUUGUCCGUUUGAGACGUUGCUACUUCGAACGUUUUUGACAUACCUUAUUUAUUUGUCAUUCCAUAUCUAUCAGAAGGAUUUUGAUAAUACAAGUCCCCGCCUGUUCAAGUGCUUCUCCAAACUGAUGGCGGUGAACAUCAGUCCGAACGCCUGUCAAAUCAAAGGCACCAUGUUUAGCGACCGGCAACAAACCGUCUACGCGGUCAACUACAUCGAGAAAUGUUGGUCGAUAUUCAAAGCUUUCUGUAGACCUAAUCCUGCCCCUCCUCAUGAACCUACUAUGAAGAUGAGGCACUUCAUCUGGAUGCUGAAAGAUUUACGCCUCAUUAGCAAACAACUGACGGCUACCAAAAUUGUGAACAUUUUGGCAAAAGAUAGCCCACGCGUCCGUGACGGGGAGGACACAAACUUAGAGUACGAGCUUGUAUUCCUUGAAUUUUUCGAAGCUCUUUUGGACAGCGCCCUUCUAUACGUCACUGACGAGAUGUUGAAACAGCAAGCAGAAGAGGCCAGUCGGUCGGAAAGCUCCUACACAGACAGGACUGGGGCUUCUCCUCUGCUUCAGGAAAUGUCCCCUGGUCAGUCCAUUCAAACCAGAAGCAGUAGUGGUGAAGGAAGCAAUGAAACCCCCGAUGUCGGCACUAUCCACGUUAGCGGCAAGACCUCUGCAAGCAAGAUCGUCCAUUUUGUUGAUGUUAGUAAGACAAAGAAGUCUGAGAAGGGAAAAGUGAAAGAUGGGAAAAAAGAGGACAAAGCCUCUCGACACGGUGCCAAAUCCCCCAAUAAAGAGAAACCCUCCUCUCCUCAGCCCGCAGCUCCGAAUGUCACCGUCAUCGACACGGCGGAGGACAAAGCGAAAGCGUUUGCUCAGAUCCGGCCAAGCUCAGAAAGGGAGCAAGAGGCCUUCCUCAGUGCUCCCUUGAAAGAAUUAGCAGAUAAGCUCCAAAAAGCCAAAAACGACCAGAAGAAUGCACCGAGUUUGUGGAUGACCCAGAUAUAUAUAUUCUUUGUCAGCAAAUUCUUUAACAACUACAAGCACUUGCAAGUCGUGCAGGAGACCAUCUUAGACAAUAGGGCCCGAGAAGCUGAGCUACUUGUGCUGAAGAAGAUCCAGGAGGAGGAGGAAGAAGCAAAGCUUAAUGCUAUGAGGGAGGCGGAAGAAGCCAGAAAGUCAGAAGAAGCUGCAGCAGAAAAAGCAGCUUUAGAGCUUGAAGAAAGUUUGAGUAAAGAGCUGGAGGAGGGUUCUGUACAGCUCGUGUCUCCGCCGAAAGAGGAAUCUCCUGUUUUGCCACAGGUCCCGCCAAGCAGCAAGACGACUGCAGCAGCAGCGAAGAAGAAGAAAAAGUCCUAA
Elgaria multicarinata webbii is the source of this 2775-nucleotide messenger RNA. RefSeq names its product radial spoke head 10 homolog B2-like. The record is from RefSeq and is a predicted model, not a curated record. The coding region runs from base 1 to 2775 and encodes 924 amino acids. NCBI's taxonomy places the organism in Eukaryota, Metazoa, Chordata, Lepidosauria, Squamata, Anguidae. The transcript is spliced from 20 exons.